AUGCUGCUGAGAAUUUUGCCCCAAGCGGCUGCACUGCUCAUGCUGUGUGUUCAGCUACUGCAUGCCUCCGUGCUGCCUGCUGUAUCCUCCUACGAGUUCACUGCCUAUAGGAUGCAGCAGUACGCCGUUCAGCAGGAAAAACAUGGUUGUCGCGGUGCCAUAGUGCAGGCGGAGGCCCGCUCAGCAGACGAACCAGUGUUAACACGACGCUGUGUCAUCAUGAAGCUGCCGGACUUCACCGUGGAGCGAUACCUGGAGGCUCUGAGGCAGAGCGCUGCCGCUGUACUCCUCCUGCUACCCAAAAACAUGUCCGCUGUCCCCCAGGAUAUCAUACAGACCUUCAUGGUGAGUGAGAGCGAAGCGUUGUUAAAGGAUACCAUCAUGCCUGUGUAUGUGACCCCGGAGGACGAGCAGCUCCUUUAUAUGUACGAAGAGGUCAAGCACGCUGCAGCCUCUCGCACCUCCUCUAUACUAGUCCGAGUGUUCCGUAGCAUGGUCACAGCCACCGUAUUUCAGAUUCUAGUGAGCAACACCAACCCCAUCAAGCCCAUCACUGACAGUACAAUCAUUACUCUGGAGGGUGUACUUCCUGGUGCUGGAGAGGAUGCGUCCACCAUCGUUAUCACGGCCCACUACGACUCCUACGGCCUUACUCCAUGGCUGUCAUAUGGAGCAGACUCCAACGGUAGCGGAGUCACCAUCUUGCUUGAGCUGGUCCGUCUUUUCCAGAAACUUUAUAGCAACCCCCACAGCCAGCCUCCAUACCAUCUUCUUUUCUCCCUGACUGGCGGUGGGAAGUAUAACUUCCUGGGUACCAAAAGGUUUAUUGAGGAGAAUAUGGAUCAUGCCGAGACCAGCCUUCUCCAUGACAAUGUGGCGUUUGUUCUGUGUCUGGACACGCUGGCCAAUGGGGACAACAUGUUCCUGCACGUGUCCCGCCCCCCCAAACCUGGCACCCCUCAGCAUGCCUUCGUACAACAUCUGGAGCAGGUAGUUUCUUCCCGGUUCCCUUUGGUGAGGUUUGGGAUGGUCCACAAGAAGAUCAACCUGGGGGAGUCCACUGUUUCCUGGGAGCACGAGCGCUAUGCCAUGCGCAGGAUACCAGGCUUCACGCUGUCUCACCUGGAGGACCCCAAAGCUGAACUCAGAGGCUCCAUCCUGGACACUGUGUUGCACGUGGACUUGAGGAAGAUGAAGCGCAAUGCCAUCGUUAUUGCAGAAUCGCUAGCUCGGUUUAUGUAUAAUCUCUCUGACAAGGGUUCGCCAAAAGACAUACAGGUCUUCAAGGGUGAAAUGGAGUUUCAGGACAGUCGCAUGUCUAGCCUGAUGUCCUUCCUGACGUCAAUCCCACGGGCAACACAGCUGGAUAAGGAUCCCAAACACGCCAUACUGGUGAACACUCUGGAACAUGAGCUGAGGUACUAUCUGCACCAGGUCCACAGACACACCUUCCGCCAAGACAAGAGGGAUCCUGAACUUACCUUUUUUGACCAAAUGGAGCAACCAAUGAUGAUGUAUAGGAUUAAGCCAGCAGCCUUUGACCUCUUCCUUGGGGGCUGUAUAGCUGCUUACCUGGCGAUAGUCUACUAUGCCAUCGAGAAUUGUGGAUAUCUCUACACCAAACUGAAAGCAGCUGUGAAGUCCAAACAGAAGUAAGGUUGUGACCAAUGCUUUGAAGACCUGGAAGUCAGAGUUGGGUUUUUUAGGUCCAAUGGAAAAUACUUUUGUGCAAGAGCUGACACUGACAAUGAAUAGGGAAUUGUGUAGGCCAUAUACUGCAUUUCUGUUUGAAACCAUCUCAACUGAACAAGCCCAUGGGGCAUUGUUGAAAAGGUUAUUUAAAAAUAAUUUGUAGUCCAUGUUAAUGGUGACAACAACAAAAAUGUCACCAAUUUGUAUGAAAUGCAUUUUAUUACUUUUACGGUUGUUUUAA
Molecule: messenger RNA, 1933 nt
Organism: Salvelinus namaycush (lake trout)
Lineage: Eukaryota; Metazoa; Chordata; Actinopteri; Salmoniformes; Salmonidae
Exons: 15
Coding region: 1-1656 (551 amino acids)
Biological process (GO): regulation of signal transduction
Cellular component (GO): endoplasmic reticulum membrane
Source: RefSeq, a predicted model, not a curated record